This is a messenger RNA of Lentinula edodes (shiitake mushroom), 522 nucleotides long. RefSeq lists its product as uncharacterized. The record is from RefSeq and is a predicted model, not a curated record. NCBI's taxonomy places the organism in Eukaryota, Fungi, Basidiomycota, Agaricomycetes, Agaricales, Omphalotaceae. The coding region runs from base 1 to 522 and encodes 173 amino acids. The transcript has 2 exons.
AUGUCCACGAUGUCCAUUCUAUCUGCAAGGACAUCGAUGUCUGGCGUGCAUGGGAUGCCUGUAAUUCCUUCGCAGCCAGAGUCUCAAGCACAACCAGAGCCGUUGUUCACACAUCCGCAUCCCAACAACUCGGAGAGUCAUCCAGAAGAAGAAACUCAUCCACAUCCUCAAUUACAUUCACGCUCUUCUUCUCGACGUGGCAUCGAAUUUCCGCCAUCAUUUAGACCUGGGUCGAGGACGUCAAGACGUUCAGGAUACUCAGACUUCGUAGGAUAUUCAGACGAGGCCGAAAUCGAACGGAGAGGGAUUCCUCUCAUGGGGGCUAUGUCACAAUUAAACCAAUUGCCUCCUGCUCCCUCCGCAUCAGUAUCAGUACUGAGACCCGCAAUGCCAAUAGUGAAACGGAACGAACAAGGUCAAUUUUCGGUCUCUUCCUCACAUCUGGAUCAGCUGGCGCUCAGUAUUACAACUACGAAUCCUGAAUCUCAACCCCCUCCCCAUUUGCCUUUUUCGGUUUUAUGA